AUGGCGGAUCAACAAAAAUAUGCUCAAAGGCUGAACAAGGCUCGCAUUCUUGUGCUUGGAGGUACCUCCGGCAUUGGCUUUGGCGUCGCAGAAGCCAGUCUCGAGCUUGGUGCCGAAGUCAUUAUUUCCUCAUCGAAUGAAUCACGGAUCAAAGAUACGGUUGCAAGACUGCAGAAAUUGUACCCUUCAAAGAAAGACAGUGUGGUCGGUUAUGUGUGUGAUCUAGGGUCUGAGGGUGUCGAGGAGAAUAUCGUUCAGUUGUUAGAUCAAGUGGGAAUUGUUGAUCAUAUCGUUUACACGGCUGCGGACAAGCUUCGCAAUACAUUCGGUUUAGGCAAUAUUACGUUGGACACAUUGAAAAAAGCCGGCAUGGUCAGACUCUUUGCGCCUAUUCUCCUCGCAAAACAUGCCCCGAAACAUCUCACUCCAGGUCCAAGCUCUUCAAUCACUCUUACUUCUGGAUCUGUUAUCGAUAGGCCACUUCCUGGCUGGUCACCUGUUGUCGGCUUUUCAGGCGGUUUAUCAGCGUUGACACGUAAUCUGGCCCUUGAUCUCAAACCCAUCAGGAUCAAUCUUAUCGUUCCAGGCGCUGUUGAUACGGAACGGUGGGAUGAGGGACAGCGCAAAGCAUUGCUAGCUUCAUUCACAACUAGGAUGACCACGGGCCAAAUGGGACAGGUAGAGGAUGUGGUGGAAGCUUAUUUGUAUGCUAUGAAAGAUCGCAAUCUUUCUGGGUCUGUCAUUAGCACCAAUGGUGGGCAGCUGUUACUUUAG
Eremomyces bilateralis CBS 781.70 is the source of this 774-nucleotide messenger RNA. Its product is annotated as NAD(P)-binding protein. The coding region runs from base 1 to 774 and encodes 257 amino acids. The transcript has 2 exons. Lineage: Eukaryota; Fungi; Ascomycota; Dothideomycetes; Eremomycetales; Eremomycetaceae. Gene Ontology annotation, molecular function: oxidoreductase activity. The record is from RefSeq and is a predicted model, not a curated record.